GAGAAACAAGGAACGCGCAACGUAUUUUAAAACACGGGUUAGAACCCGAUCUGGCAACCACGCAAAAAAGAAGCAAACUCUGGUUUUAAACUCACCUUAUUUGUCCCCGGAAAGUGCCCGAGUCAAUGCAUGGAGUGGACGGAGCAAGCCUCGCUUCCACUUCCAAAGGUCAAAAAUCCAUUUUCACGUGUAGUCCCCAGUGUCCACUUGAUCUUAUCCAAAAUGCCGAGAAGCGAUACCGCAAUGGGAGCCGGAGAAGGCGCUGGCUGUCGGGAUGGAGGUUGGUGGGUCAGACGUCCGGCACCGAUGGUCUGGGUCCAUUCCUCAAUGUGUGCAUUUCACUCUAUACGUGUAAAAACAACAACAUACAAAUACAUACAGAAACAGUUAUCACUUAUACAAAAAGAAACAUGAAGGUAAAGCUUCAGUUAAUUUGCUUGCUGAUUGCUUUUUGCAUGCACAUACAAAACUGAACAAAACUGAUAUACUAAACAAAAUAGGCCCCAAAAUGCCAAGUAGAGGUAACUGCAGACUGGAGCAAUAGGCGUGCCAUAAGGUUGGAAAGAAAUGGGGUGUGCCAUAAGGAAUGGGGGUGCCGUAAGGUAUUUUCAAUUGGACGCGAAAAGCUUCCUGGUCCACAUAAAAGCGAGCCAUAAACUUAAUCACUAAUUACACAAAUAAUUAUAAAAGACAAAAUACAUGUCUUAUACUGUAAAAAUAGCAAUAAUGAUGGAAUACAUUCUAAAGUAUGUUACCUUCGAAACCUGUAUGACGCGGGUUACAUGACGUCAUCGCCACCGCGACUUUUUUAGGAUCAGUCAUUAAAAAACAUUUAUACUGUUUGUGAUAAAUAAACUUUUUAUAACACAUCACUUGAAGAUAUUAAACAUUUAUUUUGUAUUGCCCUUUCUCUAUUUAAUUUUGGACUGACUUUGAAAUAGAUAAACUUCCUAAAAUAGAAACUCCUAGAUGUAGAAUUUAGAACCUCACAUUUUACUUUGUUUCCAAAACCCAUAUUUUUCUGAAAAACUAAACUAUAUAAUUGAAUUAUUUUAAAGGGACACAAGGCAGCAUUUUUAUGUUAAUAAAUCAUCUUCGUAAGUCGGUAUAUGGUUAAAUGACUCAUUACAUGACGAAUGAAGACCCUCUCGCCCGCCCCUACCGUCUGUAGGAAGAAUACCCCACUUGCAAGUUCGCUGUAUCCGACCCGGUGUCAUUCAGUCUCGCAAAGUCUCAGAUAUCGCGAGAAGCAGGAUCACUUUACGGCAAACAACACAGAGGAGGCGGUUCAGAGAAACACGGGACGCGGCUAGCGAUUGUUUCAAAUGGCAGAGCCGGGGAAGAAGCAGCAACGAAAACCCUUGACUGAAGAGUCCAAGAACAGGAAAAGAGCUUCAGACCGAACGAGGGCUCGUACACGUAUAAAUAUUGGUCAAGCGUUUUCUGAAUGGCGAGAGCUAAAAGACAACGAAGGCUCAAAGUCAGAUGCAGACCUCGCAUUCUUGCUUUUGCGCUUUUACAAGCGCUGGCAGGUUACAUCCACACCAAGCAAAACCCACUCCAGACUACCAAAACCACCUGUUUCCAGUAUCACAGAAGACUCGGAUCGAGACCAGGAUGUUCCUGUAAAUCUUCCUGAGCUUUGUGUGCAGCCGUUGUCUAGAGAGGGAGAAGUUGGCGAUUUGGAAACGAGCAUGCACUCUAUGAGCAUUGAAGAGCACCACCACGAGUCUUCAGAUGAAGAGGGGGCCAAUGAUUUUAGGAAUACUAUCAUUGAGUUUGAUGAAUUUGCGGCAGAUCCAAGUCUCUUGGGGUUGGAGGGAGACAGUUCAGAUGAGGAUUUUGUCCCUUCUCUUCAUUUACGAAUGGUUGGAGAUAAGGCAAAUGACCUGGCUGAAAUCAGUGUGGAUGAGGCCGUAAUAGACAUUGACAUACCCGACCCUCCCGCUCCUGAAUCAGAGUAUGCCGCACAUUCUCACAAAGUACUCUCUGAGGAUGAUCUGGUCGGUAAAACUGCCAGCAUAACAUAUAACGACAAUCUGCUUGAUCUCGCCAUGCACUUGAAACUACCAGUGCAAAAGUGCACCUUUGCAGACAGAGUGCUAGGCAUAGCAUGCUCUGGUGCACAACCUUUUCAAGUUGCCAUGAAAACACGUGGGACAGGAGUAGUUUUAGAAUGGUUAUGCCCCUUCGGUCACUCCAUAUGGAAAUGGAAUUCACAGCCAACCUUGAAGUUCGGCAUGCAGGGGGGUGACUUUAUGCUGUCUGCCAACAUUCUUCUGUCCGGGAACAACUACAGAAAAGUAGCACUACUCUUCAAGUUUAUGUCGAUGGGUAUGGUUACCGAAUCCACAUUCUACAGAAUCCAGGAUGCUUACUGCAUAGAGCCGGUGCAGGAGUAUUGGGAUAAAACUAGAGCAGAAGUCAUAGACCGUUUACGGCAGAAGGACCAUGUUGUUCUCCUGGGUGAUGGCAGAAUGGAUUCUCCUGGUCAUUGUGCCCAGUUCUGCACAUACACUACAAUUGAACAAGACUCCAGAGAUGUGGUCCACAUUGUUUCCGUUGAUAAACGCGAAACAAAUAAAAACUCUGUCAUCAUGGAGAAGGAGUGCUUUGUUCGCACAAUGGAUGCGCUCCUUCCGGAGCUUUCUAUAAAGGAAGUGGUCACUGAUGCCCACCCACAAAUCACAGCCUUACUGAAUCCAGAGCGUGGCAAAUAUAAAGCGUGGGGUAUUCAGCACUCACUGGAUAUCUGGCAUGCAGCCAAGAGCCUGAGCAAGAAGCUUCGACGGGCUGGGACCGUGAAAAGUCAGACUGGUAUUCAGCCAUGGAUCAAGGACAUAGUCAACCACUUUUGGUACUGCAGUAAGCAUGCGGACACAGAGGAGCGGUUCAAGAUGAUGUGGGUUGGUGUACUUCACCAUGUCUGCAAUGAGCACUCCUGGGCAACCAGUUGCUGCGAACAUGAGCCACUCGACGAAGACAGCCAGGACAAGCCUUGGAUCAUACAAGGUUCAGCUGCUCACAAGGCACUUACUGCUGUUGUCCUUGAGAAAAGAUGGCUGACUCUGGUGAAGAAAUUCAUAAACUUCAGGACCACAUCUGAUUUGGAGUCUUUCCAAAAUCACAUUUUGAUGUAUGCAGCAAAGCGCAUGGCCUACUCACCGUUUGUUUACAAGACUCGGACAUUGCUGGCAGCCAUUGAUUAUAAUAAACACAAUCAACGCCUCCCAGCACGCAACAGAGAUGGACAGAAAAUUUACAGACGGAAGUACAACAAAAAAUCAAAGAGCUGGAGCGUUUACACAAUGAAGGAGAAGAAGCACUACACAUACAUUCCAGAGAUCCAGAGGGCCAUUCUUGCCAGGAGACUGGGAAGGGGGUCUGGUCUUCCCCGCAAACAGACGCUAAGGCCUGAUGACCCAAGGCGUCUGGGUGUACUUGCUCCACAACAGCCACCUCCCACAUCAGAACUAGUGGCGAUUCAUGUCUCACGAGGGGACAGGGGUCCCAGAGAAUUGGAGGACAAUUGA
Molecule: messenger RNA, 3533 nt
Organism: Misgurnus anguillicaudatus (oriental weatherfish)
Lineage: Eukaryota; Metazoa; Chordata; Actinopteri; Cypriniformes; Cobitidae
Source: RefSeq, a predicted model, not a curated record